Populus nigra (black poplar) is the source of this 1151-nucleotide messenger RNA. RefSeq lists its product as uncharacterized. The coding region runs from base 335 to 949 and encodes 204 amino acids. The transcript is spliced from 6 exons. The record is from RefSeq and is a predicted model, not a curated record. NCBI's taxonomy places the organism in Eukaryota, Viridiplantae, Streptophyta, Magnoliopsida, Malpighiales, Salicaceae.
CUAGAGAAACAGAAACACAGACUGGAGUAUUCAGUUUUUGGUGAAGAUAACAGAGAAAGCUCCGAUCUUUCAACUUAUUGUUCAUCAAAUUGAAAAUCUGAAUCAGACCCACUGUUCUAAAGCCUCUAAUCUUUCACUCUCUCAAUUUUCUCUGGAAAGUCUGUGUUUUUUUCCCUUCUCUCGUUGACCAAACAACAACAAAAAAAGAGAGACUUUUCAAGUUUUUGCCGCUGCUGGAACUGAGCAUGAAGUGAAGCGUCUUCCCUGCUAAUAGGAUAAAUUUCUGAGCAAUUUUUAUCGCAUUGACUGGAGAUCUUGAGAGAGGGGAAGAGAGAUGAUGGAGAAGGAGAAGGAUAAGGAAAAGAAGAGUCAAGGAGCUGGAGAUACAGAUUUUGUGUUGCAAUGGGGAAGUACAAAGAGGCUUAGAUGUGUGAAAAUGAAAAAAGCCCAAAACUUGGCCAAUAAAUCUAAACUAAAUGAUUCUUUGCCCAGGAAGAAACUUCCUUCUCGCGCUGUCACUACCGAGAAAGAAUUUCCUUCUCGCCUCAUCAAGGAUUCUGAUUUGUUAACGAACAAUCGGAAGUCAUCAGUGUUGUCACCGGAUAAGGAAGAUCGGUACUACACAACAAGGGGAUCAUUGGGAUUGGAUGAUAAUAGCAAGAUUUUAGUGGAUACUGUUAAGGAAGAAAAGGUUGUUUGGCCCAGACUGUUUAUAACAUUGUCUAACAAAGAGAAGGAAGAGGAUUUCAUGGCUAUGAAAGGGUGCAAGCCUUCUCAGAGGCCUAAGAAAAGAGCCAAGUUGAUUCAACGAACUUUACUUAUGGCAAGUCCAGGUGCAUGGUUAUCAGAUUUGUGUCAAGAGAGGUAUGAAGUAAGGGAGAAGAAGACUUCCAAAAAGAGACCUAGAGGAUUGAAGGCAAUGGGAAGCAUGGAAAGUGACUCGGAAUGAGAGAUUUUGACCUUUGGCAGUUAGGAGAGACGACUAGAAACAGAAGGUUCCCUUCUUUCUUUUGUUGAAGGAGAAAAAGGAAGGAAAAGAGAAAGAGAAUGGUAGAGGUGUCUCUUUCCCACUUGGUUGUUUUUGUAGCUGUUAGCCUGUAAUUUGCUUUGUCAGUUCGAUAUUUGGAAUAUAAAAUAUUAUUUUUAUGUCA